This is a messenger RNA of Lolium perenne, 439 nucleotides long. NCBI's taxonomy places the organism in Eukaryota, Viridiplantae, Streptophyta, Magnoliopsida, Poales, Poaceae. The record is from RefSeq and is a predicted model, not a curated record.
UGCUAUUAGGAAGUACUGGCCGGGGAUGUACACUCCGGUCCUUGGGGGCGAGUCCAAGCUAGCCUACACUUGGGAAGACUAUGAGAUAGCGCCUUACCCUGGCUUUGCUUCCGCCGCCGACGCCGUGAUCAAGAAGUUUUGGCGCAAUUAUAGGGUGGCGACUGAGCAUAAGGAUAGGGCGGACGUGGUGCUCCGUAACAUGUGUCGGAAGUUGACACGGCAGCAGUGGUACAACCAGAGGAUCACGUGCAUCGGCCACUUCUAUGCUGAGCAGGGCGUAAGGUACACAAAGCCUGAGAUUGUGCAGGGACUCGCCCCGGCUAUGACGAUAGAUGACUUCAUGUCGGUUGUACCACAUUGGGCUGAUAAUAAUAAGAGGGCCGCCUUCAUGGAGUUGGUCAAGAAUUGGGUCGGCGAAACCCCGAUUUCAAGGCCGUGA